Molecule: messenger RNA, 999 nt
Organism: Postia placenta MAD-698-R-SB12
Lineage: Eukaryota; Fungi; Basidiomycota; Agaricomycetes; Polyporales; Adustoporiaceae
Exons: 5
Coding region: 1-999 (332 amino acids)
Source: RefSeq, a predicted model, not a curated record
AUGUCUGCGCCAGGCUACUGGUGCGGACUCGACCGGCAUCGCCUGCUACUUCGCGCCUUGCCUCGAUCGGCGUCGCCUCGAUCGACGUCACUGCUCGCUGCUCUCUCCCUCGCGGUGUGCGUCUCGUCUCCCACCGGCGUCCGGUCGUCGAUCGCGCCUACGCAGACACCUGAGCUCGAAUGGCACGGCGCCGCCUCUCACGCUGCGCGACUCCACCAUGACGCAGUCCCCUCACGCUCACGCUAUGUACAAAAUAACUUGAAUGCUCACUUGCGCUGCACGCGCAUCGCGGCCAAGCAUGGUUCGUCUCAGGCUGCACAGAAGCUGCGGGCGGCAAGAUAUUCACCUUUGGCUCCUACCGACUACGCGUAUGGUGCGCCGCGCCAUGUCCUCCGCGCCCGCGCCCGCUCCUCGCCCGCUGACCUCGCGCGUGCGCCUCUCCCCGUCCUCUCUUCGUUCCCGCACCCUCGCGCACGCACGUGCGGCGCCACUCGCAGGCGUACGCCUUGCGCGACCAGGUCGCAGAGCCCGUCGAGCUCCCCGGCAACUGGUGCGUCCCGCCCUCUUGCACGCGGCCGAGGCCUGCGCGGGGCCGAGGACGUAGCCGCGCUGACGCCGGGCGGGGAACACGUAGCUGGACGACCUGCCGCCGAUGCUGUUGAUCAAGUCGGCCCCGGACUCGCACGGCUAGGUGAGCGCACGUUGUGGUUCUCGGCGCGCGCAAAGGGUGGCGUGCCGGUGCGAUCUCUCAACGCUCGCGCUCCCGCCGCCCGCCUUCACGCGAGCGAACGCAUGUCAGGCUUGCAAUGUCCCCCUCACUCCGAGCUCGUGCAGCCGCGCCUGCGCCCUCCCACAGUCUUCUCCAGUCAGGUCAGUCUGCAGCCCACACCCCACACACGCCCGCAUCCGCAUCUCCUCAGCACGCAUGCCCUUCACCGCGACAUCUUCACUGCUCGCUCGCGGUGUAUUAUUUCUCUCCCGCUGCGUCUCGUCUCAUGA